AUGUCUUACAAGUAUGCCGAACUCCCUCAGUACUCAUAUGCAUCGGUUCAACGUCAAUAUUCGACCUUUGACUAUGAGACUAAAUCUUUCCAAUUCUACCCUGUCACCUAUUCAACGACCGAUCUGACCGAGGGCCAAAACCAGGACAACAAGGAGCCCACCGCCGCCGAACCGGAGAAUGACCCUGCCUCUGAAGAUCCCCCUGCCGCUGAGCCUACAGAUUCAGCAGAGGCUGCCCCAGAAGCUAAAGAAGAGGGCAAGGAUGAGCCAGCGGCAGAUGCAGAGAAUCCCGACGAGGCUGCCAAGGAGGCUGCCGUAGAGGACGCGAAAACCGCGGAGGAUGCGAAACCUGACGACAGUGCAGCGCCCGAGGGCGGAGCGAAGCCUGAAGAGGAAGCAAAGCCUGAAGACGAAGCAAAGCCUGAAGAGGAAGCAAAGCCUGAAGAGGAAGCAAAGCCUGAAGAGGAAGCAAAGCCUGAAGAGGAAGCAAAGCCUGAAGAGGAACCAAAGCCUGAAGAGGAACCAAAGCCUGAAGAGGAAGCAAAGCCUGAAGAGGAACCAAAGCCCGAAGGCGACCCAAAGCCUGAAGAUGAAUCUAAACCCGAAGACGGUGCGGCGCCUGAUGACAGCGCGGAGCCUAAAAAAGAACCAAAGCCUGAAGAAGAUGCAAAACCUGAAGGUGGAGGAGAUGCUCCAGCAGGCGAAGACACGAAAGAAGAAGGCGACAAUGGCAACAAUGAUGAAGAUUUCCCAGAUUUUGAUCUAGACGUAGAUCCCGAGGCAGUAGCAGCCGAGAAAGAGGCUGCUGCUAAAGCGGCCGCCGAAGACGCUCUAGAGAAUGAGGAAGAUGCACCAAAGUCAGAUGAAGCACCUGCAGAGGCUGCCGAGACUCCAGCAGAGCCAGACGCAGAGGCUAAAACGGAAGAUCAACCAGCUGCCGAUGCAGCCCCUCCUCCGGAGGAAUCAGCAGCCCCUGAGCCACCGGUGGAGGAGCCAAAGGCGGAGGAAAAGCCAGCGGGCAAGAAGAAAAAGAAGGGCAAGAAGGGCAAGGCCGCCAAGGCCGCCGAGCCAGAGCCAGAGACGACGCCAGAACCAGCUGCCGAAGCAGCGCCGGAGCCAGUGGCAGAACCAACAGCAGAGCCAGGGCCGGAGCCAACGCCAGAACCAACGGCAGAGCCAACCCCAGAACCAACGGCAGAGCCAACCCCAGAGCCAACCCCAGAACCAGUCGCCGAACCAGUCGCCGAACCAGCGCCGGAGCCAGCGCCGGAGCCAACGCCAGAACGAACGCCAGAGCCGACGCCAGAGCCAACGCCAGAACCAGCCGCCGAACCAGCGCCGGAGCCAGUGGCAGAACCAACGGCAGAGCCAACCCCAGAGCCAACCCCAGAACCAGUCGCCGAACCAGCGCCGGGGCCAGUGGCAGAACCAACGGCAGAGCCGGAGCCGACGCCAGAAGCAGCCGCCGAAUCAGCGCCCGAGCCUGGAGCUGAGCCUGAAAAGCCCGCAGACAGUUCUCCUGAUACCCCAACCCCAGAAGAGGCAGCAGAACUCGAGCCACCCGCUGAGGAGCCAAAGCCAGAGGAAAAGUCAGCAGGCAAGAAGAAAAAGAAAGGCAAGAAGGGCAAGGCCGCCAAGGCAGCCGAGCCAGAGCCGACGCCAGAACCAGCUGCCGAAGCAGCGCCGGAGCCUGAAACAAACGAACAAGCAGCGGAAGCAGAGGCGGAAACAAAACCGGAGGUCGCACCCGAAUCAACAGAAGCACCACCAGCAGAACCCGACACUGCUGCACCUGCAGUAGAAGAAGAAAAGGCUCCCGAAGAACCUGCGAAGGAACCAGAGCCAGAAGCUACGCCAGUCGAGGAAACACCUGCUGCCGCACCCGAAGCUACUACGGAGGACAAGGUGGAAGCUGUAGAGCCCGAACCAGUCGAGGAAACUCCUAAAGAGGCACCGGUUGAAGAAAGCACUCCAGCCGAGCCUGUCCCCGAACCUGCUGCUGAGCCUAUUGUUGAAGCUCCUACCGAGGCUGCUCCCGGGUCCGCUCCCGAACCCGCUGCUGAGCCCGAGCCUGCCGCCGAGCCUGCUGCUGAGCCUGCCGUUGAGCCUACUUCCGAGCCUGUUGUUGAAGCUCCUGCUGAGCCUGCUCCCGAGUCCGCCGCUGAACCCGCUGCUGAGCCUGAACCUGUAGCUGAGCCUGAACCUGUAGCUGAGCCCGAGCCAGUCGAGGAAACUCCUAAAGAGUCACCGGUUGAAGAAAGCACUCCAGCCGACCCUGUAGCUGAGCCUGUGGCUGAGCCUGAACCUGCUGCUGCUGAGGAGCCUGUGACUGUGAAAGAAGCGCCGGCUGUCGAGGAACAGCCUGCCCAAGAACCUGUGGCAGCUCCAGACCCAGCACCCUCUGAGAGCACGCCGGAUCCUCCCGCCGAGGAGCCAGUCGAAGAGCCUGCUGCUCUCGCACCGGAAGCCAUUGAGCCAGUCGCUGAAGCUCCCGAGGCACCUGCCGCUGAAGGGAAAGCAGUGACUGAAGAUGCCCCCGCUGCCGCAGAUCCUGUAGAGGAGACUCCUGCCCCGGAACCAGCGGUUGAGGAGACACCUGCUCCCGCCACAGUGGAAGAAGCGCUCGCUGUCGAGACACCCGCAGAAGCUGUAGCAGAACCGGAAGUGGUACCAGACGAGGCGCCAAAGGAAAUUCCAGGGGAAAAACCUGCUGACGAGCCAACGCCCGAAGAGCCAGCUCCUGUUGAAGCUGUCCCAGUUGAGACCCCGGCACCUGAGGAAUCCCCGGCUGACCCGGUAGUUCCGGAAGAGGCUCCGGCUGAGACAGUAGAGGCCGAUGCAGCUGCGGUCCCAGCCGAGACUCCAACACCGGAAGAGGCAAAGCCUGAGACACCGCUAGAGGAGCCAACCCCCGAGCUAGACGCUCCUAGAGACCUCCCGGCAGAAGACCCAGCAGCAGAACCAGAGGUUGCUGAGCCAGUCGCUGUCCCCGCUAGCGACGAAGUGGCGCCCGACGAGCUCGUACCACCCCCAGCAGACGUCCCACGUGAGAUGGAGAUGAUCGACGCCGAGCCUCUGGGCGAAAGCGCAGAAGCAGUAGCAGCCCGCCACAGCUCCCGCCGCCGCAGAAAGCGUAGCUCGCCAAUCGAGGGAGAGCGUCGACAGUCCAAAACAUCGUCCGAAGGCCGCCGGGAUCAACUCCAGCGCCAGAAGAGCGAGCGAGGCAUCUUCACCAACCGUUGGGCGAAGGCACUGGAAGAAGCACGACGCCAACACGACGAGAAAGCGCAGUUGCAACGAAAACAGCGCGCUCUUGCCGAAGAGCGAGAGCGCAGCGGCAUUCCUGCUCCCGAGAAACUGAAGCGCUCGAAGAGCUCGUCCAAGGAAAAGGUGAGGGAGAAGGAGAGCGCAAUGGAGCCGGAAAUGGAGGCCGAAGUCAUUGAAUCCAAAUCCAAACGCCGCACCUCUGACACUCCCUCGAGCCAACCUCUCGAACGAGCCCGCUCGACCAGGACGUCUUCAUCCAAGCAGGUAUCAACAUCGGUACCGACACCCAAGCCCCGCGCCUUCCUACGAUACAUGACAGAAGGCAAAUCGGAUACCAAUGGGCCUUUGCUGCGCCUGAAUGCCACGAAGGCUGCACCGCCCAUUGAAAGGCCGCGCCGGUCAUCGACAAGUCACAGUAGUGGCAGCCGUCACGAUCGUGCGGAGUAUGAAGAGCGACACUCCAAUGGUCGGUCUAGUGGAUCACGGUCACGACGCGUAGAGGAGCCUCCUCGCAGUGAGCAUGCUGAGCGCAGUGAGCGCGUUGAGCGCACUGAGAGUAGGAGAUUGCGGCGCUCGUCGACGGCUGAGCAUGGCCGGUCCAGGGAGGAGAGGAAGGGGAGAGAGAGGGAGAAAGAUAGGGAGAGGGAGCGUGUGCGCGAGCAUGAACGCGAACGGGAAAUAGAGGGAGCUAAGGAGAGGGAGAGGGAGAGGGAGAAGGAGAAGAAGCCCGACAACUCCUCCCGGCGUUCCAGGGAGACAAGAGAGGUGCGCUCUCAUCGUCGCCACAGGCGCGAGGAAUCUCCUCCCCGAGAGGAGUCGAAGCUGAAGGGUCUCUGGAGAGCGAUUGCUGCCCAUUGA
Molecule: messenger RNA, 4125 nt
Organism: Penicillium egyptiacum
Lineage: Eukaryota; Fungi; Ascomycota; Eurotiomycetes; Eurotiales; Aspergillaceae
Source: the annotation of a GenBank genome assembly